AUGUCGGACGAUUCAUCUAGCAAGCCGUCUGCUGAGCCAGACGUUGCCGCCGCUCUCCCGGAUUCACAGGAAUGUUCCGCUCCAACGGAAACCGUACCAUCUAGACCCCCUACCGGUUCGGAUCCGUCUGAUGACCAUCAACCAUCAGAGUCCCAGGAGGUGUCACAGGAUACCGAGACAUCCACAUCCCUCGACCAGCCUACAGGCAUUCCUGGGCUCAGUGAUACUGCUGUAAACACAGAAAACUCGGAACUCCUUACCCUCUUAGAGUCAAAUACUCAGACACCUCAACAGGACAAACUGGAAGCUCCCUCAGUGCAUGUCGAUGAUACUGAAGAUGUUCCCCAACCUACAGACCUAAAAGUUUCUGAACCAAAUGUCCCAGAGGUCACCCUGACGGAGGAUACAACGUCAGCUGGCCAUAACGACUCGAUACAGCCCAUAACGCAGUCUUCCGAUGAGCAGACUACUUUGCUCUCGAGAUCUAAUACCGCGGAGCUAUUAGCACGAGAUGAUAUCGUCUCGAGAACCAAUUCAUUCCCUACCGUUAAUUCGACAAACGAGCCAGACCACACCACCACAUCUGUGCCUCAGGUUAUUGAUUCUGCUGAAUCGCAGCACGAUCCGAAUAGCGAUUCUUCCAAUGUUCCUCCCACAGAGUCUGAUGUUAAUUCAGGGGGCACGCAUGCCGCACCAUUAUGGAAUGACGAAGUGGACAAUGAGGCUGAAGGGGAAGACUUUUUCAAUCAAGUCAGCACUCAGACUAAGCCCAUCUAUAUCCCACCCGAGUUUGCGGAAUCGAGGUUUGAGGAAGGACUCCCGUUGGUUGAUAACGGCGACCAGAGCGAUGACCAGCAAGCUGAACAGCCCAAACAGCAAAGUGCUCUGGAUUCGGUUUUCAGCGAGGAUAUAUCUACAGAUGAAGCGGGUUUUUUUAGCUCUAACAUGUCGCAGGCAGCAGAACCAUCGGAGACACUACCCACAUUACACCGAAAGCAGACUUCACAAGUGCUAGACUCACUGCGAAUGGAUGAUGCUUUUCGGGGAGAUGAGUCUCCUAUCGAGCCUCCUCGCAUCCCUUGUGAACAGAUGUCUACAUCAGAAGCGGUCAAUGGGCACCAGACUUCUAAGGAUGAUGCAACAACCCCAGAGAAUUUAGAUGAGAAUGAACUUGCAGAACGAUGGAAAGCAGCCCUUGAUGAUGAUUUACUUGAUGAUGAGCUUCUUGACGAUGACCUGCUCGAUAAUGAUAACGCAGCUCAACAGGAAGAUGAAAAGCCACCAGCUCCACCCCCGUCACAGCGCUAUGCACCCAACACUUCGGCGUAUUUACCUCAAUCUCGUCCCGCACCCCCUCCAAUUAAUCCGUACGCCCCUCAUCAGCCAUCAUCUUCUUCGAUGAUGGAAGGUAUAGCCCCCGCCCUUUAUGGAGAACAUGCGCAGCCCAUCAGCCCGGUCUCCGCGUCUGCGGAAAGCUUUUCGAAUCAACCAAAGGCUGGAUACAAAUCCCCAUAUGAUCUACCUGAUGAUUUGCAACCAAAGCGCCGAAUCGCUCCACGGUCUGCUUCUAAUAUCAGCCAGCCGUAUCAACCAACUCCCGAUUCCAGGCCUUCUAGCUCCUAUAGCGCUGCGCCGCUGCAAACUGCCCCUCCAGUAGCGCCAAUCAACCCUUAUGCUCCUCAGCCUCAACCUCAGUCUCAGAAACCAGCGGGUCCUAGCAACUUUUUUGAAGAACUUCCAAUAGCCCCACGGUCAAGGCCAUCAACAAGAGGAAGAUAUGCUCCUCUCCCUGCAGAAGCAGGCCGACAGGCCCCCGCAGGUUCGCAAAUGAUGACUCCCACACCUCAGCAGCAUACUGAACCCCAGCCUCAAGGACAGUAUGGAUUACAGGCACCUCCAAGAAUGGACCCUUAUGCAAAUGUCAUAGCUCCUGCUGGGCCUGUUGCAACCAAGCCAGCAACACAAUACUCUUCCAGGCCAACUGGGAAGCCCGCAGCAUCUGGACGUUACUCUCCCGCACCCCCGCUUUCUAGCAGCGCACCUAGCCACUCAUACAUGCCAAAUCAUGCGGGAAUUACACUUCCAUUUCAGCCAAGAACCUCAAGCCCCCUUGCACAGCACGAUUCUAGUCAUGUUAGGCCUCAGGUUCAUCCUGAAACUCCUCGUGAGGGCUCUUUUGGCAGCCAGGAGUCAGCUCAGCAUCUCUCCCCUCCAGCUGCCCAUAAUGACUUUGGGCAAAGGAACUAUGCUCCAAUGGCAAACGCUAUCUCAUCCCCCCCUUCUAGCAUGCCACCGCCCUCUGCUCCUGUACGAAUGUCUCCGCCUCGCAGAUCACAAACCCAGUCUCCUGGGAAGCGGAUUUAUAGCCAGGGACAUCCCUCUAUAGUACAGGAUAAUGCGCAAAGGCCCGCAUCUGCCCACGCUCCCAGUGGGCCUGCUCCAGCUUCCCAUUUUCCGCUGGCUCGGGCUAUGACAGUGGAUCCACACCCAGCACCUGCUAUUGAUUUCAUCGCUCCAACAGAUAGCCAUAGCCUCGAUCCUUUGGAGCGUUGGAAGGGCGCUCCCAUUAUUAAGUUCGGUUUCGGCGGAUCUUUAAUAACCUCGUUUCCAAAGCGUGUUCCUCUGUACUCAACUGGGCAACUGGCUCCUCGUAUGAAGCCGGUCCCAGGUGAAGUUAAAUUGCGUUCUUUCAAUGAGGCUAUUCCAGAGUCUGUUAUGCCAGCCAAAUUCCCCGGACCUCUGAAGUCUAAAUCCAAAAAGAAAGAGGUCAUUACUUGGCUAUCAAACAUGAUUUCGAGUUUCGAACAUGAGGACCCCCAAGGUCUCGUGAGUCUCACUCAUGGAGAAUAUCAAGCCAAGGUAGAGAAAAUCAUGCUCUGGAAGGUUCUCAGAACGCUUGUUGAGCACGAUGGUGUCCUUCGAGGUGCUCCCGAUGCAGAAAAGAGUCUUCGUAGUAUUCUGUCGCCCAUUACCCCACAAAAUGAUCAGGGAGCGCCAACCAUGGGUUCAAUGAACACACUUUACGGCAAAGAGGAGCCUGCCAAUGUUAGCCUAGACGCAAUUCAACAUAACUUGCUUCUUGGUGAACGUGAAAAGGCCAUAUGGGAUGCCGUUGACCACCGGCUGUGGGGCCAUGCCAUGCUACUCUCCUCAACAUUAAAUCCAUCCAUUUGGAAGCAGGUUGUUCAGGAGUUCAUCCGUCGUGAAGUACGAUCUGUAGGCGAAAACACCCAAUCGCUUGCUGCUCUUUACGAGGUACUGGCUGGCAACUUCGAGGAGAGUGCAGAUGAGUUAGUUCCUCUAUCUGCACGAGCUGGUUUGCAAAUGGUUAAUACCCGUACCGGUCAAGGUCCAACCGGGAACGCACUUGAUGGACUCAACAAAUGGCAAGAGACCUUGAGUUUGAUUUUGAGCAAUUCUAGCACCCAAGAUGACCAGGCUAUAUUAGCACUGGGCAGGUUGCUUUUGUCGUACGGAAGAGUGGAAGCGGCCCAUAUUUGCUUCCUGAUUGCCAGAUCUAACACCAACCCUAUAUUUGGAAACCUUCAGGACCCGAAUGCUUAUAUCGUCCUGAUUGGAGCCGACCACAAACGAUAUCCAUUCACCUUUAUGGCUGAUUCUACUGCGUGUUUGCUCACCGAGGUAUACGAAUUCGCUACUUCUGUCCUUACAGCGACGCCAUUACACGUUCUGCCUCAUUUACAGGCUUUCAAGCUCCAACAUGCAAUGACUCUUGCUGAGACAGGUCAUCGCUCAGAGGCCCAGCAGUAUUGCGAAGCAAUUGGCGCCCUGCUGAAGACAGCAACCAAACUCUCGCCGCACUAUAACCAGCGAUUCUUCAUUGAGCUGGAGGAGCUUUCAAACCGCCUACGCCAAUCACCCGGUGAUUCAACGUCGUCUUGGAUGUCAAAACCCAGCAUGGAGAAGGUAUCUGGCUCAAUGUGGGCUAAAUUCAAUAGCUUUGUCGCUGGUGACGACUCUAGCCCCGACUCUUCUGAUCCAUCUAAGCCUCAUGAAGACCAAGGUCCAUUCGCAAAUAUUGUUGGUACUCCGCCAGUCACCCAUUCACCUGGAGGACCUGAAUCGUUCGGUUCAUAUUUCCCUACACACCAACAACAGCCAGUCGCUAUCCCUGCUUCGAACUCUCGUUAUGCACCUAAUAACCAAUAUGCCCCUUUUUCAUCCCCGGAUCAGCUUCGCGGCCGCCGCUCUCUAGACUCGCAGCGUUCCCCCUCACGGGGUGCUGCUGCUCGGUCAUACUCACAGAGGCGACAUUCCCAAGAUCCUUCCACUGGCUAUGAGAAUAGCUAUGCUCCACUCGCAGCCGGCAAUCCUUACUCUCCAUCGCCAGCGGCCCCCCAACCUACUACGCACUCUACCCCAUUACCUGCUCACUCACCACUAGCUCCUGUUGAGGAAGCGAGCUCGUCGUUGGCUCCGAGCACUACCUCAGAGCAAGCUCCUGGAAUGGGGGUGUCGGCUCCCAGGCCAAGCUCGUUUCAGCCCGCCUACCAACCAGUCAAUGCCACCUAUUCUCCUCCCAUGCAAGAAUCUCAAGGAGGAUACGAACCUCCAUCAGAGGGCGGAUACCAACCUCCAUCUUAUGAGCCGCCUUCUUAUGAGCCCCCUAUGAAUGAACCUGAGUCGCCUGAGAGUGAAGAAGCUGAAGAAAAGAAGCCCAAACCAAGGAAGAGCUUUAUGGAUGACGAUGAUGAUGACAGUUAUACUAGCAAAGGAGCAGCCGCAGCCGCACCCACAAAUGGAGUAGAAACAGACAGAGGACGUAGGGAACGAGAAGCAGCUGAACUUGUUAGGAAGGCUGCCGAAGAAGAUGCCAAACGUCCACCUCCGGAUGCAAAGAAGGGGUGGUUUACUGGCUGGUUCGGGAAGCGAGAUCCAAGUGCUUCUGGCGGUCCUAUCCGAGCCAAGUUGGGAGAACAAAGCUCGUUCUACUUCGAUGAAGACCUGAAGCGUUGGGUUAACAAGAAGGAUCCCAACAGCGCCACGUCCUCCACCUCUGCCUUACCGCCUCCGCCAAAGGGCUCAGCAGCCGGCAGCCGGUCUGCCAGCGCUGAACAGCGCCCACCCACUUCGGCGUCUGUCGCAAGUGCACCCGAUGCAGUCCCCAUCCCACUAGCCAGACAAUUGUCGGCUCAGGGUGGCCCAAAUUCACCAUAUGGCUCUGCUCCUCCCCCGUCUUCGCUGGGAGUUCCAGGUGGUACUCCACCUUUGACUCCAUCUUCAAGACCUGGAACUGCCCUGAGCCAUGCAAGUUCCAUUGAUGAUUUACUUUCAGCCCCGACUUCCAAGAAGGGAGGUACCCUGAAAGGACGUAAGAAGGGCCGAUAUGUCGAUGUUAUGGCAAAAUCCUGA
This is a messenger RNA of Trichophyton benhamiae CBS 112371, 5373 nucleotides long. RefSeq names its product COPII vesicle coat protein Sec16, putative. The transcript is spliced from 2 exons. The record is from RefSeq and is a predicted model, not a curated record. Gene Ontology annotation, cellular component: endoplasmic reticulum exit site; ER to Golgi transport vesicle membrane. Bases 1 to 5373 code for a protein of 1790 amino acids. Lineage: Eukaryota; Fungi; Ascomycota; Eurotiomycetes; Onygenales; Arthrodermataceae. Gene Ontology annotation, biological process: COPII vesicle coat assembly; autophagy; Golgi organization.